GCCCUUGGAGGGUAAAUUACUCAAGGAUUGAGGUUGAUGUCAGAGAUUGCUGACGUGCACAAGAUGAAGGUCUACGGCUGGAUAGCAGUGGCUGUGUUGCUCGUUCAGGCUCAACAAGGGUCCCCUUCCAAGGUGCACGUGUCUGAAGGGCAAACGGUGGAGCUCAAGUGUCCUCCCGCCUCUGCACCCCCGGUCCGCUGGAUGAUAAAAGUGAAUGGGAGCCUGGUUUCCCUGCUGGACCACAACGAGGGCGGACACUUCAGCGUUGCCGCGGACAACCGCACUCUGACGGUGCAGCGGGCGCUAUCAGAGCACAGCGGCCUGUACCACUGCCAGGGUAAGAACACAGUGUACCUUAAGGUGGAUCCGCCCCUUCAGGUGGACCAACCAGUCCAACCAGUAGUCACCUCUGCUGACUACUGGUGGAUCCCGGUGGGCCUGGCACUGGGCGCGGCCCUGGUCAUUCUGAUUCAUAGGAAGCACCGUUCCAGGGAAACACUUCAAAACCACAGGAACGACCCUACACCCGACCUCGUAGUGACCUCUGACCCGACCUCUGAAGGGGUGUACGAAGAGAUCCCGGACCAAGGCGACGUCCUGCGACGGGAAUCAGGCGGUGCAGCCGUUUAUCAUCUGGCCUAUGCCCCGCCCCACGGGAUGGGUGAGAGUAACUGUGCGUGGAACAGGAAGUCCGUCCUCCACAGAGACUCCAUGCUGGCGGCGGCGGUCAUCUACCAAGAGAUGUACGGCCACCCAGACGGCGGCGUCCCCGCCACCUUCCACGUCCUCUACAUGAUUGGCUGGAAGCCUCACGAGUCCCAGGCCCGGCCGGCCAAGCGAGGGUCCGCUACGGUGUCGUUCAGCGACCUGACCCAGGUGGGCCGCACCGUCACCAAGGAGACGCCGUAGAGACGCCGGACCCCGGCCAGAACAUUCUAUUCAUGUUAUAAUAAUGUACAUAGUGUGGGAUUUAAAGUGUUGGCCUUUUUAAAGAUGAACCCCAAUAAACAAGCUUUGAGAG
Messenger RNA from Gadus morhua (Atlantic cod), 1021 nucleotides. Its product is annotated as arginine-hydroxylase NDUFAF5, mitochondrial. Gene Ontology annotation, cellular component: mitochondrion. The coding region runs from base 37 to 909 and encodes 290 amino acids. The record is from RefSeq and is a predicted model, not a curated record. The transcript is spliced from 5 exons. NCBI's taxonomy places the organism in Eukaryota, Metazoa, Chordata, Actinopteri, Gadiformes, Gadidae. Gene Ontology annotation, biological process: mitochondrial respiratory chain complex I assembly.